UAAUCCCAGACGGGCCAGCUGUCCCCGGAAACUGGGGCAGGUAUAGGGAGACGCACAGGAGCAGGUCGACAGAUACUGGCAGGCGGCCUCGUUCCAGACGUAUUUAAUAUGGCUUGAGAUUUUUGUCCUCGUAUAGGUGAUUGCCAGAACCACCAUGGCGUUGACACAAGAUGCGGUUUUAACCUUCUUGCUGGAUGAAGGAGGCAAAGUACCCAAUUCCGAGCUGCUAACCAAGUUCAAAGGACUUAUCAACCCCGACAACGCCGAAGAAAGAAAGCAGAACCGGGAACUCUUUAAAAGGUUCGUGAACAACAUCGCGGUGGUGAAGGACGAGGAUGGAGUUAAGUACAUCGUUAUCCGCAAAAAGUUUCAGCAUCUAGUGAAAGAAAACGCGGCGCUGGGUUCAGCAGUUGGGGGCGCGGAGAGCGCGGGCGUUGUGCCCGCAGGUGAAGGCGCGUACUUGGAGGGGGCGGGAUUAACCUCUGACCUCCGAAACAACAACUCGGUUGCAACGCCCAAGGUGCCACUGGAGUCUAGAAAUGAGAAAGAAGGCUUUGAGAACCGGGACACCAAGGCAGAUGCUGUUGGCAACUUCGGGAAACAGGGCCUUAGUGAAGCUCAGAGCUGUGCUGUGAGUCAUCAUGUCAGCACCCAGGGGCCCGCUGAAGUUAAAGACCUUUACGUUUCUGGGGACCAUAAACCCCCCGUUGAUAGAGGGUUAAAUAAAGGCCCAGUGUUUGCUGUUGUUGCAGUACCUGAGGUAGUCCAGGAGAAACAAAACAUGAGUGGGUCUGUACCUAAACCUGAAACUGCUAAGAUGAACACCAAAUCAACCUCAAAACCAUAUUCCCUUCCAUUAAGAUGCCCACCACCUCAAACUGAUAUUAAGCCAUCAGAGCAAAUGGCAAAAGCCCCCGUGGAGGAGGAAAAGCCUGAUUCCAAAAAGCCAUUUUUGAAAGUUGAACCUGAAGCAGGAGUGCUGAAUAACUCUCCUAGAACAAGGAGGAGACAGUUUGAAGAAAUUGGACCCUCUGGCUCUCCACAUUUAAAAAGGGUAUCACGUACAGUUAAGCAAGGUGAAGAACCCAAAAUGUCUGAGGUCCCCCUGGACCCCAUUGAACAUGAAUGGCUAGUGAAGGCUGCAGCAGGCCAGUGGACUCAGGUGUAUGGUCUUCUGCUUAAAGACAUAAAUCUGGCUGAAAAAAGAGAUUUCAUUUCAGGUUUCACUGCACUCCACUGGGCAGCAAAAAGUGGCAACAGUGACAUGAUUUCUAAAAUCAUUGAAAUAUCCAGGAUAGGUGGUGCAAAGAUUGACGUUAAUGCAAGAACAUAUGGCGGAUAUACACCCCUGCAUAUUGCUGCAAUUCAUGGACGUGAAGAAGUAAUAAUUAAGCUUAUCAGAGAGUACAGUGCCAAAAUGUCCAUACGGGACUACAGUGGGAAGAAGCCAUAUCAGUACCUGAACAAGACCACCUCCCUAAAUGUGAAAAGGCUGCUAGGGGACCCUCAUGCACUUCAGGAGUGUAAUCUUCAAAAAAAACCUUCCAAGAUCUCCCAUUCAAUUCUUAGCACCACCAACUCUUUGUUGGGUGCUAUUAGUGAAGAUAUUCAAAAUGGGGAACCUUCAAAGGGAUUCAAGCCACAGUCAUUAAGUAAGCUUUUCAAUCCCCCAACAAUCUCAAAGAAGAAAAAUUACAAGCACAGAGCCGGGUUUUCCUCCAUAGCAGAAGAUAAUGACGAAGAGAAAGAAGACAACCUGGCCCGACGCAGACCAAUUUCUGAAUUUUUCCUCUGAACAGAUUUGCUGUCUGUUGAGAUGUCAUUUUGAUAUCCUUUGGGACCUGAGACAGCUCUGUCAUUCACAUUUUUAUUUUUUUAUUUUUUUUUUCUGUUUCUGGCUCUAAGAAGCAUUCAUAAUCAGUAUUAACCAUUUACACUUGGUUCUGUUUAAGGUGCUGGGAGGUUUACUAAAUGUAAUGUCUUUUUGUUGAUGGCCUGUCAGAUCUUGUUGCUCAGAAAUAAAAAAAUUGUUGUGUAAC
Molecule: messenger RNA, 2039 nt
Organism: Polypterus senegalus (gray bichir)
Lineage: Eukaryota; Metazoa; Chordata; Cladistia; Polypteriformes; Polypteridae
Gene: sowahab
Product: sosondowah ankyrin repeat domain family member Ab
Exons: 1
Coding region: 155-1795 (546 amino acids)
Molecular function (GO): protein binding
Source: RefSeq, a predicted model, not a curated record